UAACGUGUGUGCAAGUUGCGAAGACGAGAAGGACUAAAUCGUCAUUUUCAAGAUAGAUAACUAAUUAAUUAAUUAAUUAAUCUAUACUUGCACCACCACCAUCAUCACGCAUACUGUUCUUUUUUUCGGUUCGGAUCUUCAAACCAAACCACUUCUUUUUGAACCGGACGUCGGCGGAGACGGUCGAACCGGUUGCCUUCGGCGACGGCGGUUACACGCGACGGAGCUGUGUAAUGCUAUUGAUCGAAUUCCGUAAUGUCUUCUAAUAACCCUUUGCUUCAACCUGAGAUCGGACCUGACGGUCUUGCUCGAGAAGCUUCCGUCAUCGGCUACACCGAGAGGAUCAUCGAAGAGGAGCAACUUCAAUUGCAGAAAUACAUUCAAGAAAACUAUUCGAAAAUUCGCAAUGUGGAACGUGAACUUGCGAAUCUCACACUUGAGAUGAAACUUACAGCUGGGCCAAAAAAAUCAGCACUUGAACAUUUGAGAAAGAAAAUAGAACAAUCAACAGAGAAAAUUCGUGCAGCCAAGCUAAAAGAAGAACAGGCCCGAAAGGCAUGGGAAUCUGCAGCAAAAGUAGUGAAGGAAGAGGAAGAAAUAAAGCAGAAGCUAUGUGAAGAUUUGAGCAAUUUGGUCCAAGAGAGCAGUCAGUCUCAAUUUGAUCGGCUGGCAGAAUUAAAAAGACGACUGGAAGCUUUGAAUCCAAGUCACGCAACAACUAAUGUUUCUCAUGAUGGGAGAUCAGAAAGUUCUUCUCAGGAUAGUAAAACGCAAGAUAGUUCCUCUAUUCCCAACACCAGGGAAUCAAGUGGUGGAUCAACCGCGGGUGUUACCAAUCAAAGUAAUGGUCAGAAAGUUGCAGUGACAGAUAGACCUAAUCAGCAACUACCUAAUGAAGGUGAUGGAAAAAGUAAAAAGAAAGUCAACUUCCAAUUAAAAGGAAAGGGAAUUGGUGCUGUGUCCAAGGGUAGAUCUAAUGCUCCUGGCUGGACUGGUGCUGGCUUUGACGCUUGAAUUGGGUAGAUGGCAAAAUCUGAAAACAAUAUUAGAAGAUACAACUGUGCUACAUAUAUUUUGGGUGAGAAGUCAAUACUUUCUGUACAAGGUAUAUCCUUAUGUCCUCCAUUCGUGCUACUUGCUUACUUCGAAAUGUUGUCUUCCGUCAAUUAGUUGAUUGUAUUAUUUUUCUGUGACAGUCGGUUGACAGCGAUUGACCUUCUGACUUAGGUUUGAUACCACUACUUUGUGAUAUCCUCUACUCCAACUUUCAAGCAAGAAAUAUCAAUAUGUUGAGUUGGAUUCUCCUUUUGAUUAUGCAAGCUGUCCACAUGUGUUUUCA
This is a messenger RNA of Trifolium pratense (red clover), 1339 nucleotides long. Its product is annotated as structural maintenance of chromosomes protein 4. Bases 256 to 1014 code for a protein of 252 amino acids. The record is from RefSeq and is a predicted model, not a curated record. The transcript is spliced from 7 exons. Lineage: Eukaryota; Viridiplantae; Streptophyta; Magnoliopsida; Fabales; Fabaceae.